AUUUACUCCUUUCCGCGACGGUUCGGCCGUGGCGGACGGUCGUGCAUGGCCGACCCCAAGGCGAGCGCUGCCAAGGGCAAAUUCACGCGCUUGAAUCGCGUCGGAGUCCUUCCUGACAUUGGUCUGUACGCACCUGAAGCAAAGGAGAAGUCGCGGUCUGUAGCUGACGUCCACCACGAGUUUCUGUUGAACCAGCGGCAAGAGGUCGAAGACAUUUGCACGGGGCUCCAGGUCCGACUCGAGCAUGUGAAGAAGGUGCUGCCCGUACCCAAGACUGUCGAGGGCCCCGACGACACCCCGUCCAACGGAUGCGUUCCCAGUCCGCUCGAAAAGCGGAUCGAAGACGCAAUCGCCGCCGAGCAAGAAGAUGCAGACGCAGAGCUCACGCCGUUGGACCACAUGGCCAUUGCUCUCGAAGUGUGCCAAGACUUGUUUCCACACAUUGGCAAGGCACUGCACGACGAAGCCGGCGCGCAAGUCAAUGUCGAGUACACCCACGUGCUGCUGCAGAUGGUCGAGACGAUCGAAAAUUGCGUCCACGACAAAGUCGUACGAGAUCGCAUCGCCCGCCAGACGCGGCACGAAGUCCGCAGCCCCGAGAAAACGUCCGUCCAGUCGAGUCAGCUCUUGUCGCCGACAGCUCGGUUCAAACAAUUCCGGCACGACCAGGCCAAGGCGCCACCAAGUCGAAAGAUUGCUCCGAGCCCGUCCCAUCGAUCCGCUCCGUUUGAGCUCGAAUCGCUCCUCCACAAAGAACACAUCGGGACGGGGCCCCCGCUGCCCAAAGUCCACCGCGACAACACGUUCCGCCAAGUCCUCAAGUGCCGACAAUUCCCCCCGACCAAGGUGCCAAAGGACGAAGCGAUUGAAAAAACGUACUCGCAUUGCCCGAUCGAGUCGCGGUUUGACAUGCAGUCCGUGCACAUGGCCGUCGACGAGGCCAAGCACGUGGCAGGUUCGUGGAUCGUUGUCGAAUUCCCCAAGGCGCGGCCAUCGCUCACGUCAAGCCAAGUGGCAUAUCUGAGCCAGUGGCAAGCGGCGCGGUAUCGCAACCUGGUCGCGAUGAAAGGCGUGCACGACAGCGACGUCGUGCUGCAUUUGUACUUGGAGUACACGGACAGCGUCAUGUAUGAAAUGUGCCGCCUCCUCUUUGACAAGUGCCCGACGUCGGCCAACGUACUCUACGGCCUCUGGCACUUUUUCUUUACCGUCGUGGCCUUUAUCAACAAAACGAUCGAAGAGGAGCUCACGGUGCUGCAGCAGACUGUGCGCUGCCUCAAGGUCGAAGUCGAGCAGUACCAGUCGAAAAUCACCAAGCAAGCGGCCGUCGUCGACGCCAUGCGCGCCAAGCUCGUCCAGAAACACAAAGCGAUUGCGCUCGCGCGGGAAAUGUGCAUUCGCCAGCGCAACGAACUCAACCGGUACCUUGCUGCGGACCAGUCGCUUGUGCGCCUCACCAUGUCGUUCGUCCAGUCCAUCCAUGCGUUUUUCCCCGACAAGUCCACCACGUCGUCCACCGCGUGCCCGCCAUCCUCGAGACACUUUAGCGCCGCCGAAGCCCUCGACGAAAUGACCCGGACGCUGGCCCUCAAAUUUGCCUCGGCCUCCACGACAGAGUCCCACUUGCCGUCGGCGUCCCACAAACACCCCCAGCGCCUCUCGACCAUGCACCACGUCAACUCGAUCGCCGACGAUGCUUCGCGGAUGCUCACUCACUUUGACGUGGACUCGAUGGCGCCUGAGCUAGACGCGGCACAAAAACGCCUCGCCCAGCUACUGACCCUCAGCAGCCCCGACUGCACACUUGGAUGGGACGCCCAAGCCGUGUGGCAGCAUGCGUUUUUCAUCCCGCCCCCAGACGAAGUCGUCGAAAUGGAAUACCGCGUCCGCCACAUGAUCCUUCGUGUCGAGCGCGGCAUCGCGGCUCGCGGGUGCAUUCGCCGACGGAUGCACCGCGGCGUCCAAGUCGACCUGGGCACGGAACCUUCGACGCUUGCAUUGGAUACCAGCCCAUCGCACCAAACGACGCUGCGGAGCAUCCAACUCGCGGCAGGCUUUUGCCGACCCACGCCUCACGAUGCGACAGUCUCGUUGAAGCGCCAUGCGGAGCUCAAGAAGGUCGUCCCGGCGUCGUUUCAAAAGUAUAUCGUCCGCCUCAGCGCUGCGUACGUGCCGCACGACUACACCGUCAGCGCCGUCUCCCGGGUGCUCACGUACGUCGCCAAUACGCUCGUGGGCCAGCUCGCCGCCGGCGUCGACAUCCACAGCGACAUGACCAAGGCUUGCAUGCCCAAGGACAUGGCCGAGAUGGAAUCGCCGAUCGAAGCAGUGUACCGCGUGUUCUUGACUCGAUUUCGCGUCCCGCUCUUUGCCAACGAGCGCGUGAUGGAUUUGGUCACGAGCCUGAGCCACUUGGACACCCAAAGCGACAAGAUUUACUUGUGGUGUCGGCUGCUGCACUUGGCGGGGGUCGACCCGUUGCCCGCUACUGCGUUCUGGUUUGUCUUGCACGUGCUGCACGUGCUGGCCAAGUGUUCGCACGAUGGGUACUACACGUCCGAGACCAGCGACGACGUCGAGUACAUUGGGCAGCAGUCAGCAUGGGAUGCGCUUGGGAUUGUGUUUGCGUCGUUUCCGACGGAGGUCUUUCAGCGGUGCAAAACCAAGCUGAUCGGGCUAUCGCAGAUCUACGGCGCGAUAUGGAUCCCCAUCUAUACCAUCGUGGCCAUGUGCGUCGACGAGUGGGAGGCGCAGUACUUUGCCGUGCGCGUCGAGAUCGAAACGCGGUUUGCCAACGCGCUCAAAGUGGAUUCCCUCCACACGUUCCAUCAAGUCGUCUCGACGUACGUCCCGCGCGUGCAUGCAUACGCGGCCGCGACGACCUUCUCGACUGCUAUCCAGAUGUCGAGGUCGAGCCGCCCGACGCCGGCCGACUGCGCUGCUGCGUGUAUCCAAGCGGGGCUGGUCCCGCCACAUGCCGCCGCGCAAUUUGACAAGCUGUCUCUGCUCUUUGCAAUUCCGAGCGACGCCAUGACGGUGAAAACUUUGGAGCUGUCCAUGUCGUUUCUGUCCGUGGUGUGGACUACCACCAAAGACCAGCUCGUGCGAGCCAUCGAAGACAAGGCAGCAGACACGACGGUCGGGCUCCGACUCGUGACGCCCCUUGACCAUGCCACACAAGAAGACCCGCCCCAAGUCGCGCUGUGCUGGAACCUCCUCGAGCAGGUCAUUGCGAUCGCGUACUGUGGCAGAACCAGCACGUCCUUAAACUAGCAGGUAUCGAGCGCGCUCGCUGGACGUGCUCUCAACGACGCUCCAACGUACGGCCGCAUCGGGAAGGCGACAGGUCGGGAUGAACAUUGGCUCGUACGUGUUAUGGGUCCAGCUGAUGUGCCUCCAUCGCGACGGCAAUGCACGCGCUACAGAUUCCACCAUCAAAACAACAUCCCAUCGCGCUGUCGUUGGGAAACACUAGCCACCCAACAAGAUCCCGCAUGGACAACCCGUUGGUCCUACCUGGUGAACAUGGAGAACGGUCGCAUGUACGAGAUGAUGUGCUUCCCGUACGCCGCGUCCUACACAUCACAAUGAUCCGUCGAAUGCGAUCAUGGCGUUGACGCGAGCUGGCCGAAGCGCACGCACCCCUUCCCGAUCGAUUUGAAGCAACGACGGAGUCGCGGAACAAGAUGCGCGAACGUCCGCGACCGGGUU
Messenger RNA from Aphanomyces invadans, 3711 nucleotides. RefSeq lists its product as hypothetical. The record is from RefSeq and is a predicted model, not a curated record. Lineage: Eukaryota; Oomycota; Saprolegniomycetes; Saprolegniales; Verrucalvaceae. The transcript is spliced from 10 exons. Bases 46 to 3273 code for a protein of 1075 amino acids.